UCUGUCAUCAGCGCCUGUAGCCAUGGACCUGCGAGCAGAGCUGUUGAAAUCCAUCUGGUACGCCUUCACGGCCCUGGACGUGGAGAAGAGCGGCAAGGUGUCCAAAUCUCAGCUCAAAGUGCUGUCGCACAACCUGUACACGGUGCUGCGCAUCCCCCACGAUCCCGUGGCCCUGGAAGAGCAUUUCCGAGACGACGACGACGGGCCGGUGUCCAGCCAGGGCUACAUGCCCUAUCUCAACAAGUACAUCCUGGACAAGGUGGAGGAAGGUGCUUUUGUCAAAGAAAACUUUGAUGAGCUCUGCUGGACCCUGACUGCGAAGAAGAAUUAUAAGCCUGACCGGAAUGGGAACAGCAUUGUGUCUCACCAAGAUGCCUUCAAGCUCUGGUGUCUCUUCAACUUCCUCUCUGAAGACAAAUACCCUCUUGUCAUGGUGCCAGAUGAGGUGGAGUACCUGCUGAAGAAGAUCUGCACAGCCAUGAAUGUGGAGCUGAACUCCUGCGAGCUGGAUGACUACCUCUCUCAGGAGCCACAGGGGCAGGGCGGCCUCACGGUCUGGCAGUUCCUGGACAUGGUGAACUCUGGGCGGUUCCUGCGAGGCAUCGAGCAGGAGGCCAUCAGCAUGGCUGUGGAGGAGGUGUACCAGGAGGUCAUCGAGGACGUGCUCAAACAGGGCUACCUCUGGAAGAAGGGCCAUCUGAGGAGGAACUGGUCAGAGCGGUGGUUCACACUGAAGCCCAGUGUCCUGUCUUACUACAUGAGUGAGGAUCGGAAGGAGAAGAAGGGGAGCAUCACAUUAGACAAGCACUGCUGCGUGGAGGUGCUGCCUGACCGCGAUGGGAAGAGGUGCAUGUUCUGCGUGAAGACAUCCUCCCGCACGUAUGAGAUGAGUGCCUCUGACACCCGGCAGCGCCAGGAGUGGACACUAGCCAUCCAGACAGCCAUCCGGCUGCAGGCCGAGGGCAAGAAAUCCCUGCACAAAGACCUCAAGCAGAAGCGGCGGGAGCAGCGGGAGCAACGGGAGCAGCGCAAGGCAGCCAAGGAGGAGGAGACGAAGCGGCUCAAGCAGCUCCAGGAAGAGAAGGAGAGGAAGCUGCAGGAACUGGAGCUGCUCAAGGAGGCCCAGCGGCAGGCAGAGCUGCUCUUGCAGGAGGAGGAGCAGCGGCGGAGGCAGCAGCACGAGCAGAUGCAGAGGACACUGGAGAUCCAGCUGCGGGAGGCCGAGCAGGCUCGUGCCUCCAUGCAGGCAGAGAUGGUCCUGAAGGAGGCAGAGGCAGAACGUCAGCGCAAGCGCAUCAUAGAGCUAGAGGAAAUGCAGGGGCGUCUCCAGGAGGCCCUGCAACAGGAGGUGAAAGCGCGACAGGACGAAGAGUCUGUGAGAUACGCACAAGCCAGGCUACUAGCUGAGGAAGAGGAGAAGUUGAAACAGCUGAUGAAGCUGAAGGAAGAGCAAGAGGAAUACAUCAUCAAAACUCAGAUAGAGAAGCAAGUCCUCAAGCAGGAGAUGGAGAACAAGAACAAGUGUCUGGAAGAGGCCCAGAAGCAGCUGGAAGAAGUGAGAGUGAACAGGCAGCGAGUGGACCAAGACGUCAUGGCAGCCCAGCGGAAGCUGCGACAAGCCAGCACCAACGUCAAGCACUGGAAUGUCCAGAUGAAUCGACUGAUGCAUCCUAUUGAGCCAGGAGACAAGCGUACAAAUGUGAGUGGAGGAGGCUUCGCUGGCUACCAACCCCUCCUUUCCCGGAGAGAUUCUUCCCUCAAACUCAAGCAGAAAGUGGAGGAUAAAGGCAGCAACCCUGCGAGGGAUGAGAGCAAGGAAAAUGUGAGCAAUGGUGGGAACAGCAGCCUGUCGCAGCCUCCACGUGCAGACAUCACGACCACAGAGCCUUCCAAUUAGCCCAACAGCAUGGCAAAGUCCAGGGGUAACCUGUGGGCCCAGCAUGUCCCUGCGAGCCAAAACAGUCAAUCUGGCCAUUUCUGGAGGGAGACAAAUGCUGUGUGGCAUCACCUGCCCCAGAGCCCAGCACAGAGCCUAUAGGCAACUACAUAUAAGGCAUCCAGGCGGAGAUACUUCAAUUUUCAUCAGUCAAGGGCUGCAGCCACAACUUGCCAGGAGGUUUAGAGAUAUGUCCAAUGUGGGAAGAAGGCAAUGGGGCCAUUUCCUCCAGACUGCUCAGGUGUGCCCUCUGGAGACAACUCCCCACAGGCUGGACGCUGGUUUUGACUCUGCAGGCCUUGCCUAGAGAAGCCACUGGUGGCUCUGCAUCACAAGGUCCAGGACUGCAAUUUCCCCUCAGUUGCUAUUGGCAAUGCCCACUGCCUCAUCUGCUGUGCUCCUGACCGUGUGAGCCCUGCGAAGAUGGCAUCCAGGGCAGCCUUUACAGACUGAGCAGUGCCUUCUGGCUGCCAACCUCAGAAAGACUGUGUUAGCCUGGGCCUUGUGUGCCUUCAGCCAUGACCAGGAAGGCCAGGGAGUCUUUAACUAACAUAUGCAUUCCCUUAAGGUGGUUGUUAGUCACUGGAGUCAUGCAGAUGUUAGCAGAAACCAACAAA
Rhea pennata is the source of this 2553-nucleotide messenger RNA. RefSeq names its product DEF6 guanine nucleotide exchange factor (gene DEF6). The record is from RefSeq and is a predicted model, not a curated record. Gene Ontology annotation, cellular component: cytoplasm; nucleus. NCBI's taxonomy places the organism in Eukaryota, Metazoa, Chordata, Aves, Rheiformes, Rheidae. Bases 23 to 1897 code for a protein of 624 amino acids. The transcript has 11 exons.